AUGCCGAGCAACAUGGAGUCGCAAGUGGACGUGUCCAAGGAUGACGAGAAGGAGUACGAGGACAGCUACUACCCGGACGUGGAGGAGGAGGGCUCGCGCCUGUGCGAGUCGCAUGCACGGCCAGACCUUCAAGAGGGGGCCCGCCGUGACUGUGCUUCAUCCGCGUCCUGGGAUUUGCUCUCGACUCCCUCGGAGUUCGUGGACAUCGGCAACGAGACGAUUCAGAUGAUUGAACAGGCGAAGGCUCGGAUCAUGGAUGACCCGGACCCAGAGGCAACUCUUGGCGAACCUCGGCCCAACAGCGAGCAGAUCGACUCAGGAACCGAGCCCGCUGGAUUGAAGUGGUUUGUGGGACCGGUGUUCGGGCGAUACGAUGAGGCACGCCAGGUAUUUCUAGAGGCGACCCGAAUCGAUGGUAAGGAGUGCCUAUUGAUAGAUCCAGGUGCGUAUGACAAUUUGGUGGGUGACAGAUGGGUUAUGCGAGUGGGAGCUCUGGCAAAACGGGCAUGUUUGGAACCGACGCAACAUCUGAUGGAUCAAUCGAUCGGGGUUGAAGAAGUCGGUACCAAUGCUCAGAUCGCCAAGGAGGAGGUGACGAUGCCAGGCGCAGCCAAGGACGAGCGAGGCAAGGUGCAUCAGAUAAGCUACAAGGCCCCAGUGGUUCCUGAUUCAGAUAUUCCCGCUCUCUGGGGAAAGCGUAGUCUGAAGCACAACAGAGCGGUGGUCGACGUGAUCAACAACAAAUUGUACCUGUGUGGCCCUGGAAGAGUACAGUUCACGCCACCGCCGGGGACGCUCACCUUCAAUCUUGAGGACUCGCGGCCAGGACAUUUGCUGUUGCCUAUCUCGCAUUUCUUCGGCAACGGUAAGGAUAAGAAGGUGCGCGCGAAGCAGGAGCCAGCCACUUGGCAUGCAAGUGCGCCCGCAGUCACCCGGCCCAUGGUCAAAGAUAAGGCGAAGGAGGACGAGGCAGACACGCCGACGCAUGAGCCGACACCGGCCACCUCCUCGGCGCCUGCGCAGGACCCAGAGAUCAUAGUGAUAGACGAGGACAAUGGCCAUCCGAUCCGCACGAAGCUGCUGAGUCAGGCCAACAUCACCUACACCCGCCUAAGUCUUCUGCACACCUCGACCAUGGAGCAUAUUCUCCGACUCUUGGAGCGAGGGAAGUGCCGAGGCCUUCGGUGCGUGCUGGUGGUCGAUUCUCAAGCUACGAAUGAAGCCUGGCAGGACGAUGAUAUUCUCAGAGCGACGGCAACGACCCUGCCAGGAUAUCGGAUGACAGAUCAUCGAUGGUGCAGUUACCUGACGUCGGGCAAGGACAUGGCCCCGACGACCAGCCAGAGAUUCUUUUCCAACCUGGACGUGCUUCCCGACUCGUGCAGCUGCGGCCGGAAGAGCUCAGAUCACCGCAGAUCGACAGGGUUGGAACACGUUCAGCUUGAAGGUCAGUUUCUGACCGUCUUCUGGCAGAACCGACUUCGAGACGAGCUAUCCGAUGCGGUUCGAGGAGAAGUACGUGACGACAAUGACACGGAACGAGAUACACGAUAUCCGCAGACGGGGCCGGACGAGCCCGUUGACUCACACAUGGUGGUGACGAAGUCGAAGACGGUCAGCUUCUAUCCGACCGACUCUGCCAAGGCCUACAAGGAGAAGCUGAAGUCCCGGAAGGCCGAGGGACACGAACCGAAGAAGAAGGUCAAGCGGAUUCUGGAUCCCGAAGUCAUGGAUGACUGUGGCGAGGACCUCGGAGAGCUCAACUAUCUAUGGAACGAGGAGGUGUGCUGGUGGGAGAUGCCGGGCAACGAGGUGGAGGAUUACUAUCUGGAACCUAGCGAGUUCAAGACGGAUGAUAUCGUCGGAAGACUUCGAGACGACCGUCCGCCAGAUCGAGAACGACACUUCCUCGGCAUCCCUUCGGGUCGAUCCUUCCUGAAUCACACGAAGCAGACCGAGAAUAGUUUCUUCGUUGAUGUGGCCGAAAUCAUGGGAGGAGAAGGACGCACAAUUCAACUACUCGUUCGACGACAUUACGCGGGAGGUCGUAACUUUGAUGCUCUCAUGGGCGUCGAUCUCCUUCAGCGUGACGAGGAAAUGGAGCUUUACCAGUAUCUGAAGGAGGAGCGACCCUUUGUGUUGGUGAUGGCUCCUCAAUGUACUGGCACAGCUGGAUGGUGCACGGUCAACGAGUCGAUCGGCAGCGAGGUGCACCGUCGCAAUGCGGAGGUCUCUUUCAGGCUAGGACAGAUUUGUGCGAAGGCGGCUCACAUUCAGCUAGACGGAGGACGCCACUACGUGAAUGAGUUGCCGAGGGGAAGCCGUACUUAUCGAACUCCAGAAUGGAUGGGCUUGGCCAGGAAGAAUCUCACAUGGGUUCAGCUCAACAUGUGUAUGAUGGGGCUCGUCAACUCGAAGAAGGAGCCUUUGAAUAAGCCGGAGGAGGUAUGGGCGAGUCACGAGGUGCUGAUCUAUCGGCUGCGUUCUAAGGAGUGUGAUCGACGGCGUCGGCAUGGGGAAUGCUCUGGACGUGACACCAAGCCUCCACAGGUGUGGACAUGGCAAUUCGCUCGUAUCUUGGCCGACGGCAUUUCAGAGUUGAUAUGGCUUCACGAAUUGGACUUGAGGAAGCUGAUCUACCCAACUUACCGGCAGCACGAGCUGCGGGUGCGGGUCAUCGAGUACAUCCCCGAGCAGGUGCUGCUCCUGCCGCCGCCGGGGAAGGAGAUGAUGACGUACGACCUCAUCCUGAAGCUGGACCCUCGGGAGCGGCCCCGGCUGCAGCAGCGGGGGAAGCCAUUAUUCCUGUUGGAGAACCGGGACAUCCGGCCCGGGCAAGCGGAGACGAGCCCAACGACUACGAGACCUGCUUUCGGCUGCGGGUCUACCACGAGAAGUGAUAUGGUGCAGGACGUCGUGUGCACUUGCACCGUCUGUCGGGAAUGGCAGCGACGAGGCGAAAAGUCGGUGACAAGUUUGACGUUUACCACGACCUUCAAUGAAGGGAUUCAGUUUGAUCUGCUCUUCCUGGACGACGGCAUCGUGGUGCACUUGAUCGACAUGUGUAUCAGGUGGGCUCAAGGGCUCUUUGUGAAGUCAAAGGAGCCGGGAGACUCGGUCGACAUAUUCAGGGACCCGCCGAACAAGGAUGUCACCGGCUGGUCUUGCGACAGAUUGACGUUCACGUACCACAUGUUGGAGGUCCUCAACAGAUGCCCGACUUUCCAGCACCACGCGGUCAAGUGCGACCUCGUGAUCUUCAUGAUGUGGGAGAACGACCGGAUCGAUGGCAUCGCUGGCCCACUCCAGAGGACAGAGUUCAGCUUCUUUCACGCUAUCCUUGACAGCCAAUCACCACCGGACGCUGAGUAUUGGUUGGAUUCUCGAGUGUGGGAAGCUGUCGAGGUGGCUACUUAUCUUGAGAAUACAGAGAAGGAGAUGCAACUUCUGGAGGUGGAGUUCGAAUCCGAGAUCUCCAGGCUUGUGAUCCUGACCACCGAUGAACACAAGUUGCCUAAGUCUGAGAUCUUCUCUCUUUUUGCGAACAACGGGGGCCAUCGUGUGAUUUUGUCCGUCAACUCGACGGGGAAGACCAAGAUGGUUAUUGAACGAGAGGCUGACGAACUCAACAAGGAUGACCUGAUCAAGCAUCGAGUGGAAGUGGAAAAGGCUAUGUCGAAGGAGCUAGGCAACUGUAUUGAAUUGGGUGCGCUCAAGCAACGAAGCAGGCUAGGGUGCACCAACUUGAUGGACUCUCGAUGGGUGAUCCGUUGGAAGAAGCAGCCAGACGGUAAGUUGGCAGUCAAAGCGCGACUGUGCAUCAAGGGCUUCAAAGAUCUACAGCAGGAUCGUCUGGAUACCUUCAGUGCGACCGCCUCGAGGCAAAGUCAGAGGAUAGUUAAUUUCAUCGCGGCAAGUCGCCCCAAGUGGGUGUUGUGGUCUUGCGAUGUCGGCAGCGCCUUUCUGAAGGGACUUACAUUUCAAGAUGUAGCAGAUAUGACAGGGGAGCCCCUCAGAACUGUUCAGUUGGACCUGCCCAAGGACACGGUGAAGAUCGCAAGGCAGUUUGAACCAUUAUCUAACUAUGAUGUGAGUCAGCACUGCUUAGAGAUGGUACGUCCAGGUUUCGGUCUCAAGGAUGCGCCAAGGUUAUGGAAUCUUAGGCUAAAGCAGGUAAUGACGAAGCUUCAACUCUUGCCGUUGGUGACCGAUUCACAAUUCUACUGCAAGUGGGCUGGCUCUCGAUGUGAACCUGUACCUCGCGAGCUGGUACCCAUGAACGCGGGCGAGGACAAGGCCCGAGGCGCAGACGUGUCAUUCACCGACCCGGAGAUAGCGAUCGAGGACUUGCAGAUGGUGUGCAGUACACACGUGGACGACCUCAAGGGCGCCUCGACCGAACCGAUUGCUGACGCCUUUAUGGAUGCUCUCGAGUCGGAGUUCGGGAAGCUCACAAGGCAAAAGAGAAGGUUCGAGCACUGUGGUACCCUCUACAAACUCUGGUGGGUGGACACUAGAGCCAUGAUCAGCGACGCGUUGACCAAGGGUGGACUGGCUCCAGAACCUAUCCUGAAGUUGUGGGAGACGGCAGUGUU
Prorocentrum cordatum is the source of this 4595-nucleotide messenger RNA. The record is from the annotation of a GenBank genome assembly. NCBI's taxonomy places the organism in Eukaryota, Dinophyceae, Prorocentrales, Prorocentraceae.